AUGGACUUUCUCAAAAAUGCCGUGGCUUCUGCCAUGGCCUCAGGGCCGCCCUUUCCCUACACCUUUGGCGACAAGAUCGACAUUGACGAGUCGGUUUUUACCCUAUACAACGGAACCAAAAGGGAGGAUGGCUCCAACUGCAGCAUCUUCUCCUUCGACAUCGCCACGUCCCGCGGCCGACUGCCCCUCGCCCGAAAUGCGCUCAAGAAACUCCGGACGAUGCGACAUCCCGGUGUCGUCAAAGUGCUGGAUGCCGUAGAAACUGAAGCAUAUAUUUACAUUGCGACGGAACGCGUCGUGCCCUUGCGGUGGCAUGUCCGACGUAAGAGUCUCGCCCCCGAAACCAUCAAAUGGGGCUUGUAUACCAUAGCGAGGACGGUCAAGUUUAUCAAUACCGAUGCAUCUUCGAUACACGGCAAUCUCAAAGUGGGAUCCGUUUACACCUCAGAAAGCGGCGAGUGGAAGCUCGGCGGAUUCGAGCUCCUGAGCAGUGUAAAGGAUGAUGAAUCAGCCCUUUACACGUAUGGAAGUUUGGUCCCAGACUGGGCGCGAUACGCACCCCCGGAGAUUGCGCAAGGAGGAUGGGACGUCAUCAAAAGACAUCCUCACUCGGCCGUGGAUUCGUUCGCCUUUGGCGCCUUGAUAUACGAAGCCCUCAAUGGAGACUAUAGCGGAAGCAGUCAAGCUGGUCAGACGAAAAACAUCCCUCCACCCAUGCAGUCCAGCUAUAAGCGACUAUGCAACGCGAAUCCAAAAGCCCGCAUCAGUAUUUCUACAUUCCUGGACCAAGGCAGCCGAUCCGGCUCUUUUUUCGACAGCCCCUUGAUCAAGCUGACUGAAGGAAUCGACAACUUGGGAGUCAAGAGCGCUGAUGAGAGGGAUGAAUUUUUAAGCAACCUCGAUCAGCUGACGGAUGACUUCCCCGAGGAAUUCUUCAAAAUGAAAAUUCUUCCAGAGCUCAUCAACUCGGUGGAAUUUGGCGGGGGCGGCCCCAAGGCCCUCGCAGUUAUCCUCAAGAUCGCCGCCAAGCUUUCCAACGACGAUUUCGAGACACGAAUCAUCCCCUUCAUAGUCAAGAUGUUUGGAAACCCGGAUAGAGCCAUACGAGUCUAUUUGUUGGACAGCCUGCCAUUAAUGAUUGAUCGACUCCCCCAAAAGAUUGUCAAUGACAAACUCUUCCCGCAUAUUGUUACGGGCUUCACAGAUAUGCAGCCAGUCGUGAGAGAGCAGACCUUGAAAUCCGUCCUUCUCCUCAUCACCAAACUUUCGGACCGUACCAUCAACGGCGAGCUGCUCAAGCAUCUCGCCAAAACAGCGAAUGACGAGCAACCCGGCAUUCGAACCAAUACGACCGUCUGCCUCGGCAAGAUUGCCAAGCACUUGGGAACCUCUUCACGGUCCAAGGUUCUCAUCGCCGCAUUUACUAGGUCUUUGCGGGACCCUUUUGUCCACGCACGAAACGCUGCUCUCAUGGCCUUGACGGCAACAGGCGAGUUCUUUACUGAAGACGAUUGCGCGACCCGUAUCCUUCCAGCAGUAUGCCCGUUGCUUAUCGACAAGGAGAAGAUGGUUCGAGAUCAAGCCAACCGUACCGUCGAUUCCUACCUCCAGAAAGUUCGCAAGGCAGCAUCGGCGAUGCCCGACUCUGCCCUGCUUCCCCAACAAGCUGCGGACAGCCAGCCGGCCAGAAUGGGGACGCCGCAGCAGAGCGGGACGGCUGGCUGGACUGGCUGGGCGAUAUCGUCCUUUACCAACAAGCUGUCGUCAGCAGCUGGCAACAUGCAAACCGCCAACGGUUCUGGAGCCCUUUCGCCAAAACCAGCCGCCUCACCUGGCCCAGAAGCCAAAAGGUUGCCGAGUGCGUCUGCUUCAAGCCUGCACCGUCAAGCCAUCAGCUCACCCCCUCAUCCUUCUCCCCAUCCUGCCCGGGCUUCAGGCGCGUCGUCCCCCAACACAAGCGCGGUGGCAGAAGCCUUCCUACCACAUGACGGGUUCGAUGACGCCGUUGAUGCCUGGGGCGAGAUGAGCGAAGAUGACGAGGGCACCCAUCAAACAGCGGCGACAAGCACCAACAACGCGUCGGCAAAGGCCGUCCCUGUCCCGUUCGAGGAUGGCGGCGAGCCAGACUUUGCAGGAUGGUUGGAGGCUCAAGCACAGAAGAAGAAGCACGGCCCGAGUAAACCUCUGCCAAAGGGACUCGCAAAGCCCUCGACCGCCAAGAAGCCUGCUACCGGGGCUGCGGCCAAACCCGCCGCAAAGUCCGCGGCGCCUGCACCCAAGAAAAAAAUCGACAUGAAGCCAAAGGAGGUGGAUGACGACGACGCAUGGGGCGACGGAUGGUAG
Ustilaginoidea virens is the source of this 2343-nucleotide messenger RNA. RefSeq lists its product as uncharacterized. The coding region runs from base 1 to 2343 and encodes 780 amino acids. Gene Ontology annotation, biological process: tRNA export from nucleus; protein phosphorylation. The record is from RefSeq and is a predicted model, not a curated record. The transcript has 7 exons. Gene Ontology annotation, cellular component: cytoplasm. NCBI's taxonomy places the organism in Eukaryota, Fungi, Ascomycota, Sordariomycetes, Hypocreales, Clavicipitaceae. Gene Ontology annotation, molecular function: ATP binding; protein kinase activity.